GAACAUGUUUGGGCUUUCUCUCUAUAGGCCCAAAAAAGGGCCCCACUGACGGCGCCCUCCAAUCUCAUCUUUGGGAAAACCCAAGUCAUUACGAGAGCAAUGCCAUCCUUAUCGUCGCCUCAAUUGUGGGUCGUAUCUUGCUAUCUAAGCUCAGGGACCCCCGAGUACGUUUCUUUUACAGGGUUGAUGCGUGCGAAUUCGGAGCUGAGUGACUUGCUUGACGUGCAGGAUGAGUGUUGAUCGGGACAUAUAUCUAUGCAUAUUUCCCCGCCAUGGAUGACAGUGUUUUAUAGUACAGAUACACUAAGCUUUUGUUUCGAGUGCAUUGCAGGCACAUUUUUUUUUCUCCUAAACGGUAUACAUUCUUCUACAUCGACAAUUGUCUAGUCUCGGCCUUCUCUUUUCAUCUUCAUCGCCUCUAUCGGCUGAAACACCGUACCCCUCUAACCAUGUCGGAAGGGGUGGCCACUUUCGAAGCGCCCUUGUCGCAGGGCUUUGGAUAUGGUAUUAUCCUCGGUCUGGGAUUUGCUUUCGCAUUGGUCAUGAUCUUUAUUACAUGGGCAUUGAAACGCUAUCAGAAUGAAGUCCAAACGUCUGAAAUGUUCUCGACUGCAGGGCGGUCCGUCAAAUCUGGUCUAGUUGCUGCUGCAGUCGUGAGUAGUUGGACUUGGGCUGCAACUCUUCUUCAGUCUUCCGCCGUGGCAUACAAAUAUGGAAUCUCUGGUCCUUUCUUCUAUGCAUCUGGCGCAACGGUCCAGAUCCUCCUCUUCGCAACCAUCGCCAUUGAGCUCAAGCGUCGUGCCCCGAACGCUCACACCUUCCUCGAAGUCAUUUGUGCUCGCUAUGGAACCACCGUUCACGUCGUCUUCAUCGUAUUCUGUCUCAUGACCAACAUUCUUGUCACUGCUAUGCUGCUCACUGGUGGGUCGGCUGUUAUGACAUCCCUUACUGGAGUACCCACUGCAGCUGCGUGCUUCCUGCUUCCCAUUGGUGUCGUUCUAUAUACAUUAUUCGGUGGUAUCAAGGCUACCUUCAUCACGGAUUACAUGCAUACCGUGGUUAUCCUGGUUGUGAUCUUCCUGUUCGCUUUCUCGGCAUAUGCGACCAACGCCGAACUCGGCUCUCCGAGCAAGAUGUACGAUGCUCUUGUCGCGGCCGCCAAGGCGCAUCCCGUCGAAGGCAAUGCGGAGGGAAGUUAUCUCACCAUGAGAUCCAAGGAAGGUGGCAUCUUCUGGAUUAUCAACUUGAUUGGAAACUUCGGCACCGUCUUCCUCGAUAACGGUUACUACAACAAGGCCAUUGCUGCGAGCCCCGUACAUGCAUUCCCUGGAUAUGUGAUCGGUGGACUCUGCUGGUUCGCCAUCCCCUGGCUGUGCGCCAGUACUAUGGGUAUCUCGGCGUUGGCUCUCGAGGGCUCUCAGCGCAUGAGCAGUGAUGAUGUGACUGCUGGUCUGGUCCUUCCUUUUGCCGCCGUCAAGCUUCUCGGCUACAGCGGUGCCGUCGCCACGACUUUGAUGAUCUUCAUGGCUGUGACAUCUGCCUUCUCGGCUCAAUUGAUUGCAGUCUCUUCGAUUUUCACCUAUGAUAUUUACCAGGCCUAUAUCGAUCCCUCUGCCAAGGGCAAGAGGCUCGUCUGGAUCUCGCAUUUGUCCUGCAUUGUCUACGCUAUUAUCAUGGCUGGUUUUGCUACUGGGCUGUACUAUGCCGGUAUUGGUAUGGGAUACCUCUAUCUCCUCAUGGGUGUAAUUAUCUCGUCUGCAGUGUUCCCUGGUGCCAUGACUCUGCUGUGGAAGGGCCAGAACUGGAUUGCUGCCGCUGCGUCGCCGCCUCUCGGUCUGGUGGUGUCCCUGAUUGCCUGGUUGGUGACCGCAAAGAAAGAAUACGGUGUUUUGACCGUGGAUACGACUGGUGCCAACUACCCCAUGCUCGCAGGCAACGUCGCUGCUCUUCUCAGCCCCGUCGUUUUCGUCCCCAUCCUCACCUUCGUCUUCGGCUCUCAGAACUACGACUAUGAGUCUAUGCGCGCUAUCCGCAAGGUCGACGACACCGAAGUUGCCGCAGCCGCGCAUAUCGAUCUUGAACUCGUACCCGGCGAGGGCCACGGUGCUUCCGCAACCGAAGAAGAAGAAGAAACACGCAAACUCAACCGUGCGGCGUUCUACUCGCGCACGCUGACCAUCUUCAUGACUCUUGCCUUACUCAUCCUGUGGCCCAUUCCCAUGUACGGAUCAUCAUACGUAUUCAGUAAGAAGUUCUUUACUGGCUGGGUUGUGGUCGGAUUAAUUUGGCUGUUCUGCACUCUCUUUGGUGUGGUCGUUUUCCCGCUUUAUGAAGGUCGUGAGAGUAUUGUGCGUGUUGUGCGGAUGAUGAGCCUCGAUGCUACGGGCCGCAAGCCGACGCUGUACCGGGGCCACAAGACUGAUGGCGCGCAGGCUUCUGGUAUUGCGACACCCACGGAGAAGGUUGGAGAGAAGGAUAAGGGGGCGCUUGAUGCGUCUGCUUAAUUAGAUGAGGCCUUAUAGUGUCUGCUUGUUCGGGUCUGUUCUUAUGAGCCCAUACGUUAUCUUAUACCCCUUACUAUGAUAGUCGAUUUAUAAUGACAAGAUUGUUAACAAUGUGAUUGAUUCCGAAGAAAAAAACAGAGUUCCCAGAUACGAUAAAGUGGAUGACACCCUGAAAAACAGAAAACCUUGGCGCCAUAGAGUGCUUUGAAAAAGAAAAAGGGAAUUUAAAGAAAAGUGCUGCUUAAUGCCAUACUGCUUCGUUUUGUGGUCUGAAGGGCACCUUGGGUAGUGCCUCUUCAGGCAAAAUGGGAAAGCGAACGAGUCUCAAUUCGAGCAUCACUUGUAACUCUCGGGCUCUUGCUGAGCCCCAUGAGCUACUGGUGGCGACUGCAACUGAGGUUGCUGUUGCUGUUGCUGCUGCCAUUGAGCGCCAGGGGGAGGCUGGGGGCCCCAUUGCAUGUGUGGUGGUGGUCGUGUCUCAGGGGUAAUGUCGGGC
Molecule: messenger RNA, 3000 nt
Organism: Penicillium brasilianum
Lineage: Eukaryota; Fungi; Ascomycota; Eurotiomycetes; Eurotiales; Aspergillaceae
Source: the annotation of a GenBank genome assembly